Messenger RNA from Anopheles funestus (African malaria mosquito), 657 nucleotides. RefSeq lists its product as uncharacterized. The coding region runs from base 97 to 429 and encodes 110 amino acids. The record is from RefSeq and is a predicted model, not a curated record. Gene Ontology annotation, biological process: defense response to bacterium. Lineage: Eukaryota; Metazoa; Arthropoda; Insecta; Diptera; Culicidae. Gene Ontology annotation, cellular component: extracellular region. The transcript is spliced from 2 exons.
CCAUACGCAUCACCAUCAGUCGUAAAAGAUCGAUCGUUUCGAGUCGAAGAAAAGUCAUCAAACAAUUGUACUUGGAUCACGGAAAUUCUUGUCGUGAUGAAUUUUAACUUAGGUUUACUUCUACUGUAUACUUUGCUGGCAGUUUUGGCGCCCUUCUACAGUCAUGCCAAACCGCUGCAAUAUGAUGAUGGGCCAGUACCGAGGAAACCACAUCGAUACAAACGACAGUUUUCGCUGAACUUUGGUGCCACCCAUGAGGACGGAUACGGUACGGACGUUAAUGCGGAAGCGAUCGCUAGCCUGUGGAAAAGCCAGAGCGGCAACACUAAGCUGGAUGGGUCGGCAAGCUACACGCAACAUUUUGGUGGUCUUUCGGGCGAUGGUAAAGCGCGCAUUAGUGGACUGUUGACUUUCUCACACGGUUACUGAAACUGUCCUUUCAUCAUGAUGGCAUUCAGGGCGCGAUUACAGAUUGAAGCUGAAGGUAGUUUUCACUCGCUAGCUGCCUGAUCGAGUUAAUGGAAGACAGCGCAUCAAACUAUGCAUCAAACAGUCAUCGUCAUCGCCUGGAUAAUGAAAGGCCAAAUUUAACACAUCGUGGAUUGGCCGCACGUGUUGAUUUUAUUUACACAUUAAAUACGACCCUAACAACCGUUA